UUUUAAUUCCAAUAAAAACAUUUUCUCCUCAGGAAUUGUCGUUGAAUUAAAGGAAAAAUGUCUGAAACUGAUGUAGAAAUGGUCGAAAUGGACGUUAUUAUAACUGAUACUCAACCCGGUACAAGUUCAAACUCUGAUAGUAAUGUAAAAAAGAGCAAUAAUGUACCUUGGAUAGAAAAGUAUAGACCCCAAAAAUUCGAAGAAAUUGUAGGAAAUGAAGAUACAAUCCAGAGACUUUCUAUAUUUGCCAGAAAAGGAAAUGUUCCAAACAUCAUUGUUGCUGGCCCACCUGGUGUUGGUAAAACUACAACCAUUUUAUGUUUGGCCAAAAUUCUAUUAGGAUCUUCAUUUAAAGAUGCAGUUCUGGAAUUGAAUGCAUCAAAUGAUAGAGGCAUCGAUAUUAUAAGAAAUAAAGUCAAGAUGUUUGCACAGCAAAAAGUAACUCUUCCUCCUGGAAGGCACAAAAUUAUCAUUCUAGAUGAAGUAGAUAGUAUGACUGAUGGAGCUCAGCAAGCUUUGAGGCGUACAAUGGAGAUAUAUAGCAAUACAACAAGAUUCGCUCUAGCCUGUAAUUAUAGUGAAAAAGUUAUAGAACCCAUUCAGUCCAGAUGUGCUGUACUGAGAUAUUCGAAACUAUCUGAUGCUCAAGUACUUGCCAGGACCCUACAAAUUUGCCAAAAAGAGAAUGUUAAUUACACAGAAGAUGGUCUAGAAGCUAUAGUAUUCACAGCUCAAGGUGAUAUGAGGCAAGCCUUGAACAAUCUUCAGUCAACACAUAACGGUUUUGAAAUAGUAAAUUCUCAGAAUGUAUUCAAAGUUUGCGAUGAACCACACCCAAUGCUAAUCAAAGACAUGCUCAAAAGUUGUAUGGCAGGGGAUCUUAGACGGGCUUACAAGGUUAUUGAGCAUCUGUGGAAUUUAGGUUAUGCAGCAGAAGAUAUAAUAAAAAAUAUAUUCAAAGUAACAAAGACUAUGGACAUGGAAGAAGCUCUCAAGUUAUCGUUUAUAAAAGAGAUUGGCGUUACUCACAUGAGAAUUGCAGACGGGUUAUGUAGUUUGAUCCAAAUGUCAGGUUUACUGGCCAGGUUGUGUUCUGCAGCCAAAAGUCAACAAAUCGAAUGAAUAUCAAUAUCUGAGUGAUAUUAUUUUGUUGCUGGUGUUUUUUGAGAUUAAUAUGAUAUAUUUUUUAU
This is a messenger RNA of Coccinella septempunctata (seven-spotted ladybird), 1190 nucleotides long. It is a transcript of the gene RfC4, whose product is annotated as replication factor C subunit 2. Gene Ontology annotation, molecular function: DNA binding; DNA clamp loader activity; ATP hydrolysis activity. The transcript is spliced from 7 exons. The record is from RefSeq and is a predicted model, not a curated record. Gene Ontology annotation, biological process: DNA-templated DNA replication; DNA repair. Gene Ontology annotation, cellular component: nucleus; DNA replication factor C complex. NCBI's taxonomy places the organism in Eukaryota, Metazoa, Arthropoda, Insecta, Coleoptera, Coccinellidae. The coding region runs from base 58 to 1122 and encodes 354 amino acids.